CGUGAAUAUUUUGGUGACAAUACUUUAUAGUUGCGCCGGCAAACCUACUGGAAAUAUGUCCAAAUCAUCGGAUCCGCGGCAUUUCUUCGAAUCAGAUGCGCAGCAGGCCAAGAGAGAAAGGCGAGAUGCAAAAUCUAGCAACAAGUAUGGAAAGCCGAUAGUGCUCAAGUCCAAAAUUCUGUCUGCAAUUGCAGAUCCGCGCAGCUCCUCAUCAGCCAUCCUUGUUGCGGAAUCUGCGGGGUCCGUGAGGCAUGUCAAGUUCGGUGAUGAGCCAGACAGUAAAACAGUAUAUCGUGGGCCAUCCGCACCCGUGACAUGCGUGGCGGUGGGUGGUCCAAACCAAAAGAUCCUCUUCGCCGGGUCUUGGGACAAGUGUAUCUGGUCUUGGAAUAUCGAUUCCCAGAAGCCUGCAAGAAAAUAUGCUGGUCACACCGACUUCAUCAAGACCAUCGUCACUGCCAGACUUGGCGGCACAGACAUCCUGAUCAGCGGUGGUGCUGACAAGAGGAUCAUCGUGUGGGACGUGAGCACGGGCAAGGAACUCCACGUUCUUCAAGACAGUGUGCUCAACAUGCUCGCUGUUCAAGCACUUGCCAUAGAUCCUAUUCAGACCACUGUUGACGAGGUGUACUUGUUCAGUGCCAGCAGCGACCCGCAUAUUCGGCGAUGGAAGAUUCGUUUGGACUCUUGGAAGCAGGUGGUGGACGAGGUCCCACAGUCUUCAACGGAGAGGCGGACCCUCCUGGAGCACGAGACCAGUAUCUACAAGCUCGUAUUCGACCAGGAGAGCGACGAGGUUGAUCUCUGGACUGCAAGUGGUGACGGAACAGCCAAGUGUCUGGCCCGAGGCAGUGGCUUCGUUAGUGACGAUGUGUUUGAGCAUGGUGACCACGUCAAGGCUAUUGCGGUCACUGGUACAUGGGUCAUCACAGCUGGGAGAGACGAGGAUAUAAAGUUCUGGGACAGGUCGACAGGGACGUCGUACUGUUCGAUGCAGGGGCACUACGAUGAGGUCACUGACAUGGUGAUAGUAGGCGACAGUCUCUGCAGUGUUGGUAUUGAUGGGACGAUCAGAACGUGGCCUUUGACCAAAGCCCUACUUGAUGUUGCUAUCAAAGAGCAAGAUGCGGAUACAGAAGAAAAGGGAAAGGAGACAGGAAAGGAGAUAGGACAGGAAGGGUUGCUUUCGAGAGAGGAGGAGGCCGAACUGGCAGCUUUGAUGGAAGACGAUGACUGACGCUGGGGCAAAUCAUCAGAAUUUCGGUGAGUCCGGACGGCUUUCUAGGCUUGAAGAAGACGUUUGCGGAUCAUUGCUUCUGGUGAGGUCGCGCCUCGUGUUUGCCGAUCGUCCACUGAGACCGGAUCCAGUCGGCGUUUUCAAGACGCUUCUGCGGGUAGAUGCAGGUUUUUGGCCUCCGAGAUCAAGCGCACCAGUAACGAACGCCAUGAAGAGAGAUGUCCCCGGUUGAGCACCUACGCAGGUGGCUAACCGUUCCACAUCGGUUAUAUGGCACUCGCGAGACCUAGAAGCGUUGAGGGGCUCAUUCGAUUGAGGCAACAAACAUGAAAUUUCCACGUUCGUAUUGCGUUGCGGGAAACUGCAAUUGUCCGCAUUUCGUGGCCAGGGCUGUUUGUGUGUUUGAUUGUCAAUCAAUCAAUGUCUCUACCGGUAUCUCCUACCUAGGUACAUUUAUACCUACCUAGGUACCUGGGUACUGUACCGGUACCUACCUACCUACUAGCCCAGGGGACUUGAGCAUGCGUACAUGAAGUCAUCCAAUACGUGCUCUAUGUACAAAUUCUGCUCAAAACGAAGCCAUGUAAAACUAGGAUUGCGGUAGGAUUUCUUGAAUGACUGGCGAUUGAUUGCACGCAAGGCAUGAUUUAAAUGGGGGAUUUCGGGGAGCCCGGCCGCGGGGAAUUAGCGUCUUGAUACCCCUGAAUGUUGGGUUUCGACAGGCUCCGUUUCACUCUUUCCCGCUCAGGCUUUUUACGGAUCACAGCAUCAUCUGGACCGCAACUUAACAUGGAAAGAAGGGUUCUUGACUUGGGAGCUUGCUAAGCUCUUCCCAUUUGUUUGUUUGUUUUUUUGGCGCGAGUUUUUAUUUUAUUUAUUUUUUACUUUAAAUGCUGUAACAGGAUCAGAACAGCACACUCAAAGUACCCUCACAUUCAAUCUCGCGACACCAAGACACGCAACGCACAAGAAUGGAAAGAUAGACGACAAAGCAGAGAAAGAGGGACCAGAUGCAAGGG
Molecule: messenger RNA, 2256 nt
Organism: Pyricularia oryzae 70-15
Lineage: Eukaryota; Fungi; Ascomycota; Sordariomycetes; Magnaporthales; Pyriculariaceae
Product: WD repeat-containing protein
Exons: 4
Coding region: 56-1237 (393 amino acids)
Biological process (GO): negative regulation of transcription by RNA polymerase II
Cellular component (GO): transcription repressor complex; nucleus
Molecular function (GO): protein binding
Source: RefSeq, a predicted model, not a curated record